Olea europaea var. sylvestris is the source of this 344-nucleotide messenger RNA. RefSeq lists its product as uncharacterized. Bases 27 to 344 code for a protein of 105 amino acids. The record is from RefSeq and is a predicted model, not a curated record. NCBI's taxonomy places the organism in Eukaryota, Viridiplantae, Streptophyta, Magnoliopsida, Lamiales, Oleaceae. The transcript has 2 exons.
UUCUGAUACACCUGCUCACCACGAAAAUGGAGUAUCAGAAACUAAGGAAAAUGAUGAGUAAAUUUAAGAAGAUUAUACUCUCGAGAAAGAUUGGCGACAGUUUGCCGCCAACUCUCGAGAUAGAAGAACCCAGCAGCUUGUUGAUUAAAGACGAUGAAGAAAACAAAGAACUAAAGGAAGAAAAUGAAGCAGAAGCAACAAAAGAAGAAGAAAAAGAAGAAAAGAAACUAAAGAACUUGGUUAUGGAAGAUUCGGAAGGCGACGGAGGAGGGGGAAAUUGUAACGUCGACGAUGUAGAAAAUGAGUUACUUUUUGGUGAACCUAAAUAUUUUGAUAAAAGUUGA